UGCCCGCCCGGUUGCCAUAGUUACUCGGGUCACAUGCGCGGCUUUCCCGUGGCCAACGGCGUAAAAAAAGGAUGCUCUCUGCCAUUUUAAUGUGGACGGAUUAGAUAAAGGAACGCCAUCGAAAACAAAUGGAAAUAGGCGCCGUAUGGGACUGUGAGAGGAGGUCCAUCGCUCGAUCUUUCCACAUUAUUACGGGUUCGCCUGUCGUCGGUUCCGUACAUUUCAGCUGACGCGAGAGCACACAGACGGAGGUUUAUCAACCGAGCCCCUGCCUGCAUUUUGCACGUCUUCCUCUGGAGCCCUGCUAUCAGGAAUGAGUAUAGAAAUCCCCGAGGGCUUGACGGAGCUUUUACAGAGCUUUACGGUGGAGGUGUUGAGGAAUCAGCCGCGGGAUCUUUUGGAGUUCGCCCUGCAGUAUUUCACUCAGCUGAAGGAGAACGAAGCGAGGGCGGCCGCUUUCGGCAAUGAGCAGCACCCGGCUCUGCGCGCAGGCAAAGCCGUUAACUUCAUCGAGGAGGCCAUGCAGAUCGACUCAGAGAACGGAGAGGACGAGGAUGACGAUGAGGAAUUCGUAGCGCCAGUCAUAAACAGAUUCAUAAGACGACCUUCUGUGUGUGCUGAGGCCUUCAACCCAGAUGAGGAUGAAGAGGACAAGGAGCCCAGGGUAACUUACCCAAAAACAGAUGAACAGAGACAAAGACUACAAGAGGCCUGCAAGGAUAUACUUCUUUUUAAAAAUCUUGACCAGGAGCAAAUGUCCCAAGUUCUAGAUGCCAUGUUUGAGAAGACAGUUUCUGCUGGGGAACACAUCAUUGAUCAAGAUGAUGAUGGAGACAACUUCUAUGUCAUUGAAAGAGGGACUUUCGACAUCCUUGUGAAGUCAGAGGGCACCACAAGAACAGUGGGCUCAUAUGACAACCGUGGGAGUUUUGGGGAGCUGGCGCUGAUGUAUAACACCCCACGCGCUGCCACCAUUGUUGCUACCUCACCUGGCGCCCUGUGGUGCCUAGACCGAUUGACAUUCAGACGGAUCAUUGUAAAAAACAACGCCAAGAAGAGGAAAAUGUAUGAAGCUUUCAUUGAGACCCUUCCACUGCUCACAUCUUUGGAGGUCUCAGAACGAAUGAAGGUGGUGGAUGUCUUGUCAUCCAGAGUGUACAACAACGGAGAGCAGAUCAUUGCACAAGGUGACAUGGCAGACUGUUUCUACAUAGUAGAGUCAGGUGAGGUUAGAAUCACCAUGAAGAGGAACCGGUUGAAAACAGAUUCUGAGAUUGAGGAGGUGGACAUCGCCACAUGCACUAGAGGCCAGUACUUUGGAGAAUUAGCCCUUGUUACAAACAAGCCAAGGGCUGCUUCUGCAUAUGCCAUGGACAACGUCAAGUGCUUAGUAAUGGAUGUCCAGGCAUUUGAGAGGUUACUGGGACCGUGUAUGGACAUCAUGAAACGCAACAUCGCUAACUAUGAAGAGCAGCUGGUCACCCUCUUUGGGAGUCAGAUGGAAAUAGAAGAGCCAAGUGUAUAAAAAAAAAAUGCUUCAAUGCAACAUAAUAAAAAUAGUAAAUAAUGGUGAGUACAGGUCACUCACCAUUGUUCAGAUGCCAUAUGAUCCUAACUUUUGAACUUCAAAGUUAUUGUUUUGCAUCACAAUGUCAAGCUCUGGUGUGUCAGUGAUAGUGAUUUUUACAUGUAGGAUAAACUUAACAGGUUAUGUAAGGUUUGAAAAGGUUUCAUUUUUUGUUAGUAAAGUGUUUCGUUAUAUUGGGAACAAAAACUGUUUAUCCAGCUAUUUAGUAAUGUCAUCAGCUCCACUGCUGUAUUUGUUUGAGUAUUAGAAUUGUUUUAUUUAUUUUUUUACAUCUUUUUGAGUUCAGGCUUUGACAGAAGAAAGAAGUUGAAAUUUCUUGUCACUUAUUCGUACUGCAUUUCAAAACCUUGUUUAUAAAUCCUGUACAUUCCAAAGUACAAAUAUUCUUAACACCUCUUAUUUGUAAUAUACCAGUAAGUCUUGAUUAAUUACCUUCACAAAAUGAGCAAACACAAAUAUAAAUUUGGGAGUGCACUGUGUGAGUCUAUUAGGAUGACACAAACCAAAACCUAGUUACAUGUAUUAAAACAGGAUGUAUAACAUUCAUCUAUAACUUUUUAAUGGUUUGAUUACAGAAAAGGGAACCGUAAGUGUGUGUGUGUGUGCAGAUUGCACUUUGCUGUCAGAAUCAUGGAAAAAGAAAAAUUGCACAUUAUAAUUUCUGCAGUAUACAAUAGUUUAGAAUUUUAGUUCACUCAUUAAUAAGUAGAAUCCAUGUAGUACUGUCUCAAAGGUAGCGUAUUUAUUGUACAUAUACAUUAUUUUAAGAUUUAUUUAUGAAUCCCCGGUGUUUCAGAGUGGAAUAAGACAUAUUUAAUGUUCGUAAGAGCUUUCUGUUGCCAAUUAUUUCUACAGGGUGUAUGUUUUCUGUUAAAAAAAAAAAAUUAUUAUUAUCAAAUAAGGUAUGGCAUACUAUUUUAUUUUACUCAGAUAUGCUCAUUUGCCUUUAAAAGUUUUACUUCUGAACUGCAAUAUGUGUCACCGGUUGUAGUGCUGUUGUCCAUUAUUCCAUCCAUUACAGUAUUACAGUGUCUUUGCUCCACUGGCAAGUAACCAAUUUUUUUUUUUUUUCCAAUAACAUUGAUGAGAUGAGAUUCGUUGAUGUCUUCAUAACGAUGUUGCACCAUGACACUGUGUGAGUUCACAGCUUCUGUCCCUGAGUAGCCCCCUCGUCCGUCUGCUUUCAUUGUAGGAUUUUCUGUUUAUUGUUUUAUAAGCAGUACACUCGUUGAAUACUUUAAAUGCUGACCUGUGUUUAUAUUUAUAUCAUUUAUCUGAAUUACCAUGUUCAAAAGUAGCUCUUUGCAUUACUGCUCUCUAUUUAAUGACAUUCAUGUAGAAAGGUCUACUCUUAAUGCCAGAGGCACUAGUACUAUUGUCUGUGUUAUUUCAUUUUCCAUUCAAAUAAAAUACAAUUUUGUAUUA
Molecule: messenger RNA, 3013 nt
Organism: Hemibagrus wyckioides
Lineage: Eukaryota; Metazoa; Chordata; Actinopteri; Siluriformes; Bagridae
Product: cAMP-dependent protein kinase type II-beta regulatory subunit
Exons: 11
Coding region: 314-1525 (403 amino acids)
Biological process (GO): regulation of protein phosphorylation
Cellular component (GO): cAMP-dependent protein kinase complex
Molecular function (GO): cAMP-dependent protein kinase regulator activity
Source: RefSeq, a predicted model, not a curated record